AUGUCUAAAUUGUCUCAAUUGUUGCCAUCAUUUCAUUUGGUUCUCAUUCUCUCCAAGAGUUCUCACAUUCAAGAGUUGUCUUUAGAUGACUGCCAACAAAGACUAUUGGAUGCAACCAUUGACCACAAACUGAUGGACAAAUAUCCGAUCGUUAGUUUACAAGAAUCAGACAAUUUGGUGAUCGACGGGACCACCGGUUUGAGGAGUUGGUCGGCGGCCAGACAUUUGGCCGCAUUUAUUGAAUGCAACAAACAUUAUGUCCACAAUAAAUAUGUCUUAGAAUUGGGAUCUGGUAUUGGAUUGACUGGUGUCUGCAUUCUUAAGACCUGUUCCCCCGAUGUGUUGGCAUUCAGUGAUCACCAUUCAGUUGUCUUACGAGUUCUUCGCAAUAACAUCGAUACCAAUAAUGUUGGCCUCAAUAGUGUUGUCCAUAAUAUCGAUUGGAAUGAUAUGAAAAGUGUGGACAACUAUUUAGGAGACAACGAUCCCGAUGUGAUCAUUGCCGCGGAUGUGGUCUUUGAUCCCAAAGUGACC
This is a messenger RNA of Medioppia subpectinata, 534 nucleotides long. NCBI's taxonomy places the organism in Eukaryota, Metazoa, Arthropoda, Arachnida, Sarcoptiformes, Oppiidae. The record is from the annotation of a GenBank genome assembly.